Perkinsus marinus ATCC 50983 is the source of this 2889-nucleotide messenger RNA. Its product is annotated as gag/pol/env polyprotein, putative. NCBI's taxonomy places the organism in Eukaryota, Perkinsozoa, Perkinsida, Perkinsidae. Gene Ontology annotation, biological process: DNA integration. Gene Ontology annotation, molecular function: nucleic acid binding. The coding region runs from base 1 to 2889 and encodes 962 amino acids. The transcript has a single exon. The record is from RefSeq and is a predicted model, not a curated record.
AUGAUGAUCUGUCCCGUGGUCAUUGUGGACAAGGAGGGCUCUAGUUGCUUGCGUAGGUUCCCAGACUCCAAAGUUGAUGAGCGUUAUCGGAUCACUCUUGACCUGCGAGUGGUCAACUCGCUGAGUCUGGCCUACGAUAGCGCCAAUGCCUUCGUGCUUCUGCCAUCUAAGAACGCUCACAACGUCGACACGGUAGCAGCGUUCGACACCAAAAGCUAUCGGCAGUCCGAGAUCACAGCACUUAGGCGGUUGCGAGCAGUCCCAGCCCACUAUACCACCUAUUAUAAGUUGGAUCUGAGGGAUGCUUAUUCGUCAGUGGCCAUCGACCAGUCGCUCCAGCGGUGUUUCGGAGUUCUCUCCUACGACGACAGUAAUCAGCCUUGCUACUGGUGUUAUCGCGUCCUCCCUCAAGGAUGGCAGUGGAGUUCUCUCCUAUUCGGUUCGGCUAUGGAGUUCAUGAUGGCUCUCAUCCAGGACCGCUUUCGUGAUCUGAAGAUACCAGCGGUAGCCAUCCAUUGUAAGGACGACGUUAUCAUUGCAUCGUGUUGUGAGAAGCACGCGGCUCGUGCCCUGGCCUGUGCCAAGGAUUGUUUCUUGGAGUACUCCUUCGUGGUCAACGAGGCAAAGACUUACGGUCCGUCGACAUCGGUGACUUUUUUCGGUUACAACUUGAAGACCGGUUGUGUCACACCUAAGCCCAAGAAGGAGUUCACUCAGGCGACGGCUGAUCUUGCCCUUGCUGACUGGCACGGCAAUUGCUCCCGAGCGGCGAGACUGUCAUGGCUCCGACGGUGGUGCGGUAUCUUCCAGUGUUUCAAAGCCCACAUGAACCACGCCUCCAUGGACGCCCUUCACCACAUGCAGCGUGCGCUGUCCUGCUUCCAGAAGCCCGAGAAUGAGGAGCGUGUGGAUCCCGGCCUGCCAGACUCUGUGGUUGAAGCGUUCCGCACUCUGUGCACCAUGUACCUCCAGAAUGGUGUCGUCCCUCUUUUCUUCGGCCUUUUGGAGGAGACUCUUGGGACGGUGGUGCUGACUGACGCCAAUGCCAAAUCAUACGCUGGUAUUAUCCUCCGUGCGGUACGCUCCACACCGGCAACAGAAGGGCUGCAGAACUCCGUCAGUGUGCCUGUCCAAUUCCCUGCUGCAUCUGAGCUGUUCAGCUCCGUGCCUGACAUCCCGUACGUGCUCCUGCCCGUCAAGUUUGUGGGGGCUCCAUUCCCACCUACGGAGCAGCGGAAAAGUUCGACCUAUCGGGAGCGGUAUGCGGUGCUAGACACUGUAUGGCAAGGGCGCGACGUUCUGGCGGGGGAAGUGGUAUGUUUAGUCGACAAUGCUAACACCAUGAAGACCUGGAGUGAUGUCCAGGAAACCCUACACGGUGUGCUACUCACGAAGUUCGAGAACCUACAGAGGUGUGCUCAUCGGUUUUGCUGGAUGCCCCGUGAUGGUGCUCCCCGAUGGCCUGAUUUGUUGGCCCGGUCCAUCGAGUCUUGCCACUCCACUGACGUCGGAAUGGAUACCGACGGUGAUGCUUGUGUGAUAGACUGUGAGGCUGUAACUUGCCGCACAGCAGCAGCAGGUCAACAAACCGAUGACGUUCUCUGCAUGCUCCCUGUCCCUUCCCUCCUUCGCCGUGCUUUUGCAGCAUGGAAGGAUAACUCUGACCUCUCCGAACAGUGCUCGAUUGCUCUUGAACCCGAGCAGGCAAGGGGCUGGUUGAAGGCCGUUCAGGACACGGACAAGCAGUGUGAGAAGCUCCGAGUACUCGUGGGGAAAGGACUCUCCAAAUUCAACAUCGAUGACACUGGUAUACUCCGAAUUGGCAUCAAGUACGUGCUCCCCAAGAGGUUUGGUCCGUCCCUAGCCGAACAAGUUCAUCGUUCGCAUGGUCAUUGUGGUGCGAAGCAGACUCUUGAUAUUAUUUGUCGAGAUUUCUUCUGUUUCCGUAUCGCCCACAGUGUCCAGAAGGUUGUCUCCAAGUGCUACUGCCAAUAUGUCCGGGCUCGUCGUGGUCCUAUCACGCCGCCAGUGGCAUCUCUUCGUGAUACUGUCCAGGUGAAUGACCGGUGGUUCAUGGACACGGUUGGGCCUUUACCGACUAGUGCAGACCACGAUUACAAGCACGUACUGUCUAUCCAAGAUGCGGCCAGUUCUCUAGUCAUCUUCCUACCACUAUGCUCGACGACCACGGCUACUAUUAUCGAGACUCUCGAGUCUCGUGUCUUCAGCCUACUUUCACCGCCGAGGAGUAUCACCGUCGAUAAUGCAUCGUCGUUCCAGGCUGUGGCCUUCCAAUCCUGGGCGGCUAGUUGGGGUAUCAAAGUUUACUUCAAUCCUCCCUACGCUGCUCAUCGGAACGGCUCUCUCGAACGUCAGCAUGGUGUGCUGAAGCAGGUUCUGAAGUCUCUGUGCAAAGGUAAUGUGGCUCAGUGGCCUAGGUUCCUACCCGUGGCCCAGAGACGGUGCAACUCCCGCGCGAUCUACGGCGACAAUACUCCUCACCAGCUCUACUUCGGCCUGAAGGACUCCGCUUUCUUCUCUCGGCGAUUCGAGGACAUUGCUCCGUCCCUCGAUGCCGAUUCAGUGCGGUUUGAGGCCAAGCGACGUUCUGCUCGACGUGAGGCCGAUAUCCGUCGCAUCCACCAGGCAUUGGACGAGGCCGAAGCUGAAGUUCUCCUGAAGCUCACCAAUUCCAAGAAGAUCGUGUCCCGUCGACGAGUCUUCCAAGUUGGCCAGAAGGUUCUAAAGUGGUGCGGUCCAAAGCCUGCUCUCGGAGUUAGCUGGAGUGGUCCUCAUGUCGUUACAGAGUGUUGCGGUCCUAAUAAGAUGACCUAUCGUCUCAGCGACGGCACUACACAGGAGUCCCACAAUCUUUGUUUGUAUCAUUGA